Molecule: messenger RNA, 3824 nt
Organism: Callorhinchus milii (elephant shark)
Lineage: Eukaryota; Metazoa; Chordata; Chondrichthyes; Chimaeriformes; Callorhinchidae
Gene: alg3
Product: ALG3 alpha-1,3- mannosyltransferase
Exons: 8
Coding region: 257-1423 (388 amino acids)
Cellular component (GO): endoplasmic reticulum
Molecular function (GO): dol-P-Man:Man(5)GlcNAc(2)-PP-Dol alpha-1,3-mannosyltransferase activity
Source: RefSeq, a predicted model, not a curated record
CUGUAUCUAAUCCUCUGAUGUGCCUGGUAAGGGUUACAAAUAUUGUAUAACUUUAUCCUGAGUCUGACACAUGCUGUUAUCAGACUUGGAUACCCUUGAUGAAAUAGUUCAGAAGGCAUUUUACUCCAGUAUGUAUUUGACCUGACCUCAGAGUGCUUGAUCCUGACAUUGACAAGUGGGAAAGAACAUAAAUUAUCAGAACUAGCAUCCCUUGCCUGAAGAGGACAUUCGCAAAACAAUUGCAGACUUAAAUAAGAUGUGUCAAAUUAUAAUUUAUAUCCUUUCAGAUACAGAAAUUGAUUGGAGAGCCUACAUGGAUGAGGUAGAAGGUGUAAUCAAUGGAACAUACGAUUAUACCCAGCUGAAAGGGGAGACAGGACCUCUGGUUUACCCUGCCGGCUUUGUCUAUAUCUUCACAAUGCUGUACUAUAUCACGGAUCAUGGAGUGAAUAUCCGCCUCGGUCAAUAUAUCUUUGCCAUCUUCUACCUCGUUACCCUGCUGCUGGUCUUCAGGAUCUACAAUCGCACAAAAAAGGUUCCACCUUUUGUAUUUUUCUUUAUGUGCUGUGCCUCCUAUCGGAUCCACUCCAUCUUCAUUCUGCGUCUCUUCAACGACCCUGUGGCUAUGCUUAUAUUUUACCUGGCCGUGAAUCUGUUUCUCGAUGGCCACUGGAAUCUCGGCUGUUUCUUCUUCAGUUUAGCAGUUUCGGUAAAGAUGAACAUCUUGCUCUUUGCUCCUGGAUUGCUCUUCCUUCUCCUCUUUGAGUUUGGAUUUGUGCAAACCCUCCCGAAGCUUGGAAUUUGUGCUGGGCUGCAGGUAAUACUGGGCCUGCCCUUCCUCAUGGAGAAUCCAGUUGGCUAUGUGGCCCGAGCAUUUGAUCUCAGACGGCAGUUUCUUUUUAAAUGGACGGUAAACUGGCGUUUUCUGCCUGAGGAAAUCUUCCUGAACCGCUAUUUCCAUAUGUUGCUGCUGGUUGCUCACCUCAGUGCACUGCUUCUCUUCUUGCUGUAUAGGUGGAACAAAACCGAGGAGGGAAUUUUGUCCCUUUUGAAGAAUCCAAAACAAAGAAAAUUUCAGUGCCAGACCCUGACAGCAAAUCAGAUCAUCUUUGUCCUCUUCACUUCGAAUUUCAUUGGUGUGUGUUUCAGCAGGUCAUUACACUAUCAGUUCUAUGUCUGGUACUUCCAUACUUUGCCAUACCUCCUGUGGAGUACCCAUGUGAAAAACGUUGCUCACCUGUUCAAGGUACUGAUUCUGGGAUUAAUUGAGUUGGCAUGGAAUACCUAUCCGUCAACUGUGUACAGCUCGCUGGCUCUCCACACCUGCCACCUGAUCAUUCUCCUGUCUCUGUGGUACAGUUACUCUGAUCCUGAGAAGAGCUCAUCAGCAACUGAGCUGGAAACACUGAAGAAGAGGAAGUAAUUUGCUGGACUUGUAGCUGGUCCUGCAACAUGGCAGCCUUGGUUUUAACUUAUUUGGGGAGAAAUAAAUUCUCCUGAAUUCAGGGUGAUUGGCUGGGCAUUUCCAAAUUAAAUAAUUGGGAGAAGGGGGGAAACUAGCAAGCUGGACUGACUGCAUGGAAACAGGAACUUUGAUGUCAUGCUCAGCUUUUUUUUUGCAUGCAGGUUUGCAGUUAUAUUCUCCCCUUAAGUUUUACUGUGAACUUCCAUACCCGAGAUGGAGCCACGUUCCAAGAAAGAACCUAGAUCAAAGUAUUAGCUUUGUGCUUAGGGUGGAAUAAUUCUGGUUAGCAGUAGUUUGCCUGUGUCCUCUGUUGUUAUCACUUGGGCCAUGCCAGCAUUUUAUUUCAACUCGCCUUAUUUCUGUAUCCAAGGAAAAUGAAUGUGGGCUUUUCGAAGGUUUGGAAUAGUGUAGCUAAUAGGUCGAAUUCUGAACUUUAAUUUCAUAAAAGUUGUGUUUUAUUACCUUUUUUUGUUCAGAUCAAAUAUUCUAUUUCUGUUUUUAGAGUAUACCAUCUUGUGACACAAAUGACUGUAUAAAAGAGAAUUUUAAACAGGUCUUGUACACCACAAGUGUGUGACUGUGGUAAAGAGUUUGCAGUUAAUCUCCAGAAUUGGGGCACACUAGUGCAACAUCUUGUAAUUCACUCCUUCUCGGACCUAAUACCAUAAUAUUGCAUGCUGGGUGAGUUACAUAUACAUCUGGCCAAAGGACAAUUUGUACAGUUUUGACAUCAAGUAACCGUGCAUUUUGUUCCAGAUAUGUUUGCCACUUUGUCAAAAGGAUAAAACUGAGCAGAGUGCUGAGAUUGGGACUUGCAUUCUGAGGUUACUAUGGGGUGACUUCAGUGAAAAUUCAUUGAAAAUCUUAACUAACAGUGCCAUAUCUACAGCAAUGCACACCUGUUUCAAACUUAGUGGCUGGUUUAAGGAGUUAAGGAGACGAAGGAUAAAAUACUACAUGGAGCUAAACUAAGGGAGGAACCUUCAGGAUUUAUUAUGAACAGAAAACAUGGCAAUAGAUAAACUAAUGGGAAUCAAAGUAGACAAAUCUAUCACCAAGAUAUUAAAGUAAAGAAUUUACAGAUGCAUAUUAGUUAUAAUUUUCUAAUGUUCUAGAGUCAAAAAUGUUUCCCAGUGUUCUGUACUGGGGCUUCAGCUUUGCUCCUUGUAAAUGACCUGGAUAAAGGAGUAGAGGACAGUAUAUCCAAUUCUGCAGGGAAUGCUAAACAAGGAAAUGUAGUAAAUUGUGAAGAUGAAAGUAGGAGAUUGCAAAGGCAUACAGGCAGAUUAGUUGACCUGGCCCCGUCCAUUUUGGAUUAAGGAAGACAAAUUGGAAUAAAUUCUUAAUUGGGAGGAAGGAGGCAAAAUACUAUGGAGUAGUGGAUGAGCAAAGGGAUUCAGGUGACCAGGUUCACAGGUACAAAAUGUAAUCCAAAAGGUUCACGGAAUAUUGGCCUUGAUCUCAAUAGGAUUGAAAUAAAAAAGCAAGGAAGGAAUGCUACAGUUGUACAGAGCCCUGAUUAGACCUCAUCUGGGAUAUUGUGUUCAGUUUGUGUCAUUCAUCAGGAAAAAUAUACUGGUUUGGAGGUAAAUCAGGAAUGAGUGGACAAUCUUAAAGUUAGAUAUAAAAAUUCAGAACAACAUUUUUUUUUCUCACAAAGGUUUGUGGAAAUGAUGAAUUCACUUCCACAAAAGAUUUUAGAUGCUGGGUCAAUUGAAAUAUUUAAGAAGGCGGCAGAUGGAUAUUUGGUAGGCAGCAGUAUGAUCCAAUUAAAUGAUGGAGGAGACUUGAAUGACUUUUUAAAUCUACAACGUACAAAAUGUUAUCCUUUUGAACAGAGGAACAAUAACAACAUUACAUUUAUAGAGCAUAAAACAGGAAGCGGCCACUCAGCCCAAUGAGCCUGUUCCACGCGGUUACUAAAUCUUGGUAGAUUUUUUAAUCCAAACGUUCUGCCCUGUCACCAUACCCUUUAAUACUCAGGUAUCUGUCUCUCUCUAUUUUAUAUAUCUUUAUUGAUUCUACCACCUCUACGUCCUUCUGGAGUCAGCAUUCCACACCUGCACAAUCCCCUUUGAAGAAAUGCUUCUUCACCUCAGUUCUAACUCUUAAAUUCCGAAUUAUGUCUUAACUUUACAUAAGUGGGGUUGUCCACUGUUGUACAUGGUGUGCUUUUACUGGGAUUUGCUGAAUAGUUUUAUAAUGCAUAUUGAACACUGAAUUUCUUUGUGAUCAAUUGGAAAUUAUUUCUAUAUGAACCUUCAGCAAUGAUGCAAAUGUCUAUGUAGCACUCACUGUCAUGUGUAAACAGCCACAGCUAUAGGACAUUGGAUUACAGAAAAUAAAUGACUUCAACCAA